Messenger RNA from Marchantia polymorpha subsp. ruderalis, 2916 nucleotides. NCBI's taxonomy places the organism in Eukaryota, Viridiplantae, Streptophyta, Marchantiopsida, Marchantiales, Marchantiaceae. The record is from the annotation of a GenBank genome assembly.
GGUCGGACCCACAGUCCGUGAAAGCAUUUGGAGCAGCCGUGGCAUGAAGGAAGUGGAACACCGAGAGCAGCGGAAGCAGAAGAAACAAACGCACUGCGCUGGGAUCCCAGAAAUAGCUCGGUCGGGAUGAAUUUGUCCGCAGCAAUUCAUGUGCGCAGAAAUCUUCAUUGUGGCAGUUUGGUGCUGUGGAUCUGCUGGAGCAAAAAUUUGAUGUUUUGACGAAAGAACUCACGAUUACAGGAGGUGGAAGGUGUGCUGCCAGUAGCAUUGCACUGUCUCUCGGAUCACUGUUUCCAGAUCCAAAAGGGAUUUCUCCGAUUCAGUAUGCUUGUGCAGAUUGUUUUUGGAACGCGAGUGCAACCCUUUAUGUCCAGAAGCUCCGAGUGAUUGGGUUGGGUCGGGAAAUCUUGCGGGCGAGAGCAUAUGCAGUUUUGUUAUAACGCCAGUGGCACGCCGUCGAAGCCAUCGCAGGGAGAAGGCCGAAGACAAGUGGAACAGACAGUGACGACGAAUUUAUGAUCUUGAUGCUGGUGUUCUUCUGUGUGAUGUGAUGACUGGCUACGUUUAGACCCGUUUAGAAUUCUCUGCCAUCUGCUGAGUGUAAGUGCAGCGCCAUGACGACGAAUGUUUCCGAUCGAGAUUUGGCGUUCUGUCUUCGCCUUUUGUCUCACACCGUGAGAGACAGUCCAGCGCCUGCCUCUGCGGAAGCGUCGGACACUGCAGUGCUUGAGGCGGUGAGAAAGUUGUACGCAUUAUGCAAGGAAGACGAGAGUGGGGACUUAGUAGCAAGGGUGUAUCCACAAAUUGCCAAGCUGUUCCAGAGAUUUUGUGCAUCAGGAGCGGCAAUGAGACCCAGCCAUGGUCUUAUCUUACUGGCAGUUCUGCAAUAUUUUUUGGAUUAUGGAGAAUCUGUACUCCAUGACUCAGAUCCAAGUCUACGACAAUUUUUUCGAUCUUCUCUCAGCAGGCUUUAUGCUGAUCCCGCAGUUGCAAAAGCUACUUUAGACUUUCUGAACCAAAACAAGACCAAACUUCUACUUUUUCACGCAUCACUGCUUUCGCAGUUUUUCCCACUGCUGUUCAAAAUUAUCGCCUGGGGAGACAGCAAGUUGGACUAUGCAUUCAUGGAGCUGCUGCCUGCUCUUGUGGGCCCAUCAUCUUUCCUACCCUUGUUUCCAGCUAUUUUGGACCUACCAUCUUUGGUCCUGGCUCUGGAAAGCCUUGAACAACGAACGGGAACGCUUAUAAGUGUCAACGGAGCAGUUGCCCGCAAAAGCCCUGCACCUGAGGCAUUGCUAGCUCUCAUGGACGAAGCAUACACGGGUGGAGUUGGUGGAGGUGGCGCGGAGUCUGGUGACGAGGGUGAAAGUACUUCACGAGACGAGACAGAUGCUCUGUUCGCUGAUCUUUUGAAAGAUGAAAAUGAAGGCCUUCCGGAACGACAUUGGUCUUUUCCUGGCAUGGCUGCUGCCUUGCAAAUAGCUAUGGGUGGUACUCAAUCCGACAGGUUGAAGCACGCCUUCAGAUUGGCACCUACAUUGCUUCAGAUAUAUUUUGAUGUGGCCCUACGAGAUGUAAAUGAUUCAUUGAUAUGUGCUUUACUUCCAAUUCUCUUUUGGAGGGUAGAUGCCAUGUUCCCGGAUAAAGAUUUCUCCACUGAGGCGCGAAAGAAAUGUAUGGAAUUUACUCUUGCCGCGCUAAAGCAGUCCCCCCACUUCAUCGCCGUAUUGAAGAAACCCAUUAUGGACCGUAUUGGGCAAACUUACACCACCAUUACCAAGGCCGAGCUGGCCUUACAACUCUGUUGGGCCGUUGGUGAAUAUGGAGGUGGUGGGCCUGAUCACAAAGACGCUGCUCGCGAGCUCUUUGAAUCUUUGGAACUGGUGCUAUAUGAAAAUCUAUCUUCCAGUCGGGCCGCUAGAAUAUCUCUCUCUGCGGACACCUGGUUGAAAACACCAGGAUCAAUGACCCCUGGAACUCCAGCUCAAGCGAGGUUGCUGUGCUUUGUGGUCACUGCCAUUGCAAAGUUAUCAACAUGUCAUCGAGAGCUGUUACCAAGAGCUCGUGUUUGCUUGGCUAAGGUUGCUCGAUCUCAUCAAGUGGUGGAUAAAGCAGUUUGGAGACGAGCCAGAGACUACUUGGGUUUGAUGCACGAACCGGCUAUCUGUUCUUCGAUACUGGGAUCUUCAGUGGGGUAUCGUAACCAUCCAACAAAUAUCCAGUGGGCAGAUGGAGACACAAAAGCAGUGGCCAGCAUUCCGUUUUAUCUGCUUGGCGAGAAAGAAGGUCCACCAUUUCAUGACUUCAGUUUAGCUGAUGUUAUAAAGGCUUUGGCUUGAUUUUUGCUUUAGAGAGAUGUCGACAGUGCGAGUGUACUUUUGAACAAACAAAUUUCCGCUGAUUAGCAGCAGGCUCUUGCUGAAAUUUGCUGUAUAUAAACUGAUCCUUUGCUGGCAUCACUGGUUUUAUUGCCAGGUGAAUUUCACAAGGUUGAUUGUCAUGCGCAUUUUAAUCUUGACUGCAGCUCAUUGCUGACUUUGAAAUCGCAAUAUCUCCUCGUGCAUGUUCAAAGUUCAUUAUGUUUCUUAUAUUCUCCCGAGACUUAUGACACUUUUACACCCUCGUUAACCCAAAUUCGUCAGUGGAAGAUAAUGAUCUGGAAGUCCGUGUUGGGGAGCACAUCACAGAGAAGCUGAUGCCUGCGUGUGACCAGAAGAAACACGGGAAACCCUUAGGAAACAAUCAGCCAUUGAACCUGGAGUGACGUGGGGCAGACGUGUAGGAAGGUGGUGCCCUGUUUCUCAGCCCACAGUCUGAGGAUGAAGACCUGCAGUGGUACGCUGGAUGACCAAGGAGUACCACAUGCCUACUUACAUGCACAGGGGUCUUCAAUUCUCAGCUAGUCGCAUGAAAUGG